GCGAGAACUGGAAUUAACGGAAAUUAGGCUGUAACGGCGGUAAAAACGGGUGAACUACGAAGAGAGGGGGAAAUUUGAAUAAAAUUGAAAUCGAUCAGGAAUAAAGAGAAGAGAAUAAACAAUAUAAAAAGAGGAGGAAGAAAGAGGGAGAAACAGAAGGCGCGAAGAAACAGGCGACGGACUUCUUAUUUUCGGGCAGCCGUAAAAACGACUGCGAAAUAAACGCCGUCGUACCUGACGUUGUGUUGUGCUGUUCUCUCUCUACACGUUGACGACCCCGCCACCUCGACGCGCGAUUACUACUGCCAAAAUGGAAGAGCAAAGCGUGCACAGCAGUACCAGUGAUAUAAAUAGUGAAGAGGCGGCCGCCACCGAACCUCUGAUCAUACCGAGAAAAAAACGAAUAUGUCUCGUCGGAAGUACAGGAGAAGAUCCGGCCCUUGGAGCUGCUGCUCAACAGUUCAGCGUUCCUGUACUGAAGUCAGAACAAGGGACGGAGUACGUCGAAGACACAACUUACUGCACCUAUUACAUACUAAGCAAAUUCGAGGGAGCAGAUUACGACACUCUCCACAAAACAGCUCACAGAAUACUAGGACCAACGGCGCUUCUCCAGCUGGCGGAGAAGAAAGAGUCCCUGCCGAGUAUCAACAGGCCGAUGUACACCCAAUCGAUGCUGGGAACGAUUGUUGUUUUCACCGGUUUUAGAAAAAAGGAAGAAUUGACCAGACUGAUAAACAUGAUUCACAACAUGGGUGGCAGCAUAAGGAAGGAUAUGGGAAACAAAGUGACACACCUUAUUGCCAAUUGCUGUGGGGGAGACAAAUACAGGUAUGCCAUUACCUUUAGGAUUCCAAUUAUGUCCUCGGAUUGGGUGCUUGAACUUUGGAAUGCGAGGGACGACGUUGCGAGCAGCAGUUCCAACGACAAACUGAUCGCAGAUUACAAACUUAAGCCAUUCUUUGGAGCAAAGGUGUGUUUCUUCGGUUUUCCCGACGACGAAAAGACGCACAUGUACGAAGUGCUUCAGCAACAAGGCGGGGAACCGGCUGAAAUCGACGAUCCAAACUGCACGCAUGUGGUCGUCGAUGAAUCCAACGUCAAUUCGCUGCCUGACUUGGCCUCUGUGAGAGCCCACAUAGUAAAGGCUGAAUGGUUUUGGACCUCGGUCCAAAAUGAAGGCGCCGCAUAUGAGAAAGAUUACCUCUUCGAAGAUUAUUUGGAGUCUGUAAUGUCCCCGAUGGCGAUGGCGAGGAGGGACAGUCAGGCAGCAACGCCUAGAACCGCUUCGACGAAAAGAAAGCGCAAGAGAAUGGCCGAAACUUUAUGUAGUCUGGUACAAAACGGUGCUGAUUCGCCGGCAGUUCAUAAACGACGGUCGAGUAUCAGUGACGCUGGUCAUCUCAGCGUAAGCGGCAGCUUUCUUGACUGCACUUCGAGUCCCGACAAACAAUUGGAUGCAAUUCCAGAGGUUGAAGCGGUGAGCACAGAAGCGGGAAGGAAAAAUCUCUCGCCUAGGCAUCAAGUUUUCCUUGAGCUAGUUACAACGGAGUCAAACUACGUGGGAAUCCUCAGUACGAUUAUGACGCUGUUCAAAGAACCGCUUGAGGACUUGAUAGAAAUGAGCGGCGAAUUGUUGAACAGCACCGAAGCGAAGAUAAUAUUUGGCAACUUUCCACCGAUUUACGAAGUGCAUAAAAAGAUGCUCGAGGAGCUCAGGUAUAACGCUUCUCACUGGGCGGAAGACGUCAGCAUAGGGAAUAUAUUUUUAAAGUACGCGCCUGACUUGGUCAAGGCAUAUCCGCCGUACGUUAAUUUCUUCGAGAAUACAAAGGAAAUGCUCGAUCAAUGCGAUCAGAACAAACCGCGCUUUCACGCCUUCCUCAAAAUAUGCCAAACCAAGCCCGAAUGUGGCAGGCAGAGCCUUAAGGAACUUCUUAUCAAGCCUGUUCAGAGGCUACCCAGUAUUAGCUUAUUGUUAAACGAUAUUCUUAAGCACACAAGUAAAAGCAAUCCUGACCACAGUGCGUUGGAAUUGUCGAUAAGUAGUAUAAAAGAAGUAAUGACUUAUAUAAACGAGGACAAGAGAAAAACGGAAGGGCAAUUAGUGAUGUUUGACAUAUUUAACGACAUUGAUAAUUGCCCAGCUCAUUUAGUAUCUUCACAUCGUUCUUUCAUUGGCAAAUGCGAAGUGAUGGAAUUGGGCGAAGGUUUGAGCGGGCGAGGCGAUCAUCUCGUCCUGUUCCUCUUCACCGACACUUUGGAAAUAUGCAAGAAACGCUCAAAAGCUUUCAAUUCCCUGAAAAGUCCGAAGGAAGCCAAUGGUCUUCAUCCCACUAAACUUAGCCAAGGAAAACCGUACAAACAUAUAAGAAUGCUCUCCCUUAGCACGAUAAAAAAGGUCGUCGAUAUUCGCGAAACUGACGAAUGUCAGAAGGUGUUCGCGCUGAUGGUGAGAAGUAAUCAAGAGUUGAAGGAGAAAUUAUUUUCAUUUACGAUAACUGACGAGGAAGUAAAUAAAACUAAUUAUCUCAGAACACUCUGCCGGCAAAUGGCUAAUUCCGUUUGCAAAGCAGACGCAGACACAUUUUUAAUCAGUUUGGAUUCUCAUCAGCUUGAAAUUGACACGAGCGACGUAGCCUUAGGAACUUUAAGUAAAGCAUUUAAGAGCCUAUUUCAUAACUUUUACCUGGAGUAUAUGGACCCGUAUGUGUUCCUACUCAAUAGCAUGUGUGAAACCACGUUACAUGUCCCACUGCCGUUUGCUUCACGUACAAGGAUGAAAGUCGGAAGGGCAUUUAGCUUUAACAAAACGCCGAGUAAAUUGAAGAGGGCAAUGUCGACGAUGAUGUCGCCGUUUGGAUCGACCAACAGUCUCACGCCUGCCAGCCAACAACUUGCCCAGAUGCGGUUAGCCAGCUGUAAUAACAUUAACGAAUUGGGUAACGGCGGAUCAGGAUCGCCGACGAGAGACGAAGUAUUGGUAGCUCCUAUGUCUGUGCAACCCACGAGAAAGGCGAAAUGCAGUUCGCUCAGCAUGGCGUCGUUGAGAAGAAACUGUUCAGAGGAAGUUGUUCAGGACAAGUCCGAGCUCUGAGGUACAGUAUGAUAUCCGCUCCAUUAUUAUUCACGAUUAAUUAAAUAUCCAGACGCGCGGUUAUUGACAUCCUUAAACUCGGAAGAUGCGAUUUUGCGAUAGUCAAAAUGUACAAUAACCUGCCGUAUAUAAUUAUAGAAGCUCUUUUUUCGUCAGUUACUUUACUUUUGUAAUGAUUCGAUGUCGCGAAAUGAAAGUUUGACAGCUUGCGUGACGUUUUCGGUGCCUUUGUUUUCGUUAAAUUCACUCAAAACGAUUAGCUAUCACCAACUCCUGGUACUAUUAUCGGUUAACGAUAAGAUUUGAACAAUAUCUUGCAUCCCCUUCGUUUUCGUUAUCUUCUUUUUAAAGGCAGAAUUUUUUUUUUUUUUCAACCGUAUUUUAUCAAACAUAAUACACCUCGACAGAAUGGCCAGCGGUGCUGUACAUUUGCCAAAAAUAUUCAUCAAUGACAGCCGCAAACAAGAACGACAACGUUGAGUUAUAUCUGGUGCAUGGAGAUACAUACCUCUUAAAUAUUACUAGUACCGUAAAAAUAAUAUUAGUAGUAGUAGUAGUAGUAGUGAUAAUAAUAAUGAUAAUAAUAAUAAUAACAACAACAACAAUAAUGAUAAUCGAAAUGUCGGAUCGAAUUUUUGUCGCAUUAUAAAUAUAGAGAGAAAAUAGCAUGUACGCGAGAAAAGGAACAAGAAAACUGAGAACAUAAAUAUGUGAAAGUAACUUGAAAACGUGAUUGAAUCACAAAUGAAGACAAUCACAAACGAUAAUAAUAAUUAUUACUGUUAUUUAGUUCCAUCGAUAUUAUUAUUAUUGUUACUGUUGUUGUUGUCAUUAUCCAAGUUACCUGUAGUUAUGGCGAAAAAUAAUAACAAUAUCAACAGGCAAGACAAAGGUGGGAAUGAAAUGAUAUUUGUUAGAAGAAGAACGUACUUUGUAAUAAUUUAUUGUUUGUAAGAUACAUUGGAAUAUUGGUACAGUAUAUACAUAGUGUGUAUUAUAUAUUAUAAUUAUGAUGUAUAUACAUAUAAUAGUUCUGACCCGGUGUUGAAUAUUUAAAAUUAAAAUCUAUAACUAUAACCUACGUUUAGAUGAUAAUGCGGUAAUGAUGAUAAUGAGUGAAUAAAUCUAUAGAUUAAUUACAUACCGGUGAGCGUAAUGAACGGCAGCCUCGUGUGAUAUUGUUUCUAUGAUAAGUAUGUAGUUUGACAAAUGUUGUAUGACGACGAUGAUGAUAGUAAUAAUGAAGGUAAUAAAGAAAAAAGUGGAGAAAAAAAAAAAAAA
Neodiprion fabricii is the source of this 4378-nucleotide messenger RNA. It is a transcript of the gene pbl, whose product is annotated as protein ECT2. Gene Ontology annotation, biological process: nervous system development; regulation of cytokinesis, actomyosin contractile ring assembly; intracellular signal transduction. The transcript is spliced from 16 exons. NCBI's taxonomy places the organism in Eukaryota, Metazoa, Arthropoda, Insecta, Hymenoptera, Diprionidae. Gene Ontology annotation, molecular function: guanyl-nucleotide exchange factor activity; GTPase activator activity. The record is from RefSeq and is a predicted model, not a curated record. Gene Ontology annotation, cellular component: nucleus; cell cortex. The coding region runs from base 311 to 3097 and encodes 928 amino acids.